AUGCGCCAGCGGACACCUCAUCGAAAAUCAAGAUUUGGGUGCAAAGAGUGUAAGCAACGUCAUGUAAAAUGCGACGAGUCCCGGCCGGCAUGCGUCAACUGCACGACUGCUCUCAGGAGAUGCUCAUACCUCGACACUGAGGCGGCAGUACCAUCAUCGUCCACGUUCUCGUACCAAUGUCCGAGCCCAGCAACAUCAAUAGGGUCAUCAACAGCAAGCCCGGCGGUGCCCAUCACCCCGGAGCAAGCGACUUGCCGUAAUAGCCAUGUGCCGACAGAGCCAUACGAUCUCCGGCACAUGGAGUUGCUAUACCAUUUCGAGCAUAACUUGGGCUACAACCAAGGGUUCGGCGAUACUCUCACGCGACAAAAGUACCAACAAAUGUCACUGAAGCAAGCCUUCCGGGUGUCAUUUCUGAUGGACGAGCUUCUAGCUAUAGCUGCAGCACACAAGAGCACUUUGCCGGGAGAAGAUCAGGCCUUCUAUCGCAGCGAAGCAACACGACUACAGACGAGAAGCCUUUCACGUUUUACGGUGGCUGACGGCGAUCUGUCUGAUGAAGACUUCCUUACAGUAUUUCUGUUUUCCACCUGGCUCGGUCAACACGUUCUCUUCGACACGUUCUCAAUACCCGCUGAUCUUCCAGUCACUCUGGAUAAGCUAGUCCACUGCAUGGGCCUCCAUCGGGUCGUUCGGAGCGUCGUAGGGGGCUCAUGGGACAGGCUUCGGUCUCACUUUGAUACCCAUCUAGGUGCAGGGAGCCGCUUCGUGCAGAACAUGAUAAUCAGAAGAGAACGGUACGAGACUGGCAACGAGUGUAGACAUCUACUGCGCCUCUUUGAAUCAAGCGACCUCAACGAUGCAUCCAAAGCAGCGUGCCAGGAAGCAGUUGAGCACCUGCAGCUCAUGUUCGACAUUCAUCGCAACACAGACAUACCUGCGGGUCGGCGGUACAGCACUGUACAGGAGUGGUCAAUUCGGGUUCCAGCCGAGUACGUCAGCCUGCUCGACCAACGACGGCCCGAGGCGUUGGUGGUGCUGGCAUAUUGGGGCGUGUUGAUGCAUAAGGCGAGAGACUGCUGGGCGUUCGGGGCCGCGGGACAGAACCUCGUAAGGUCCAUUGCAGCUCAUCUUGGGUCGUAUUGGGGGGAGCUAUUGGCGUGGCCAAAGGAGAUGACAGAAGCCCCUGUAAUUUCGAUAUCAGGCCCAACUUGA
Colletotrichum paranaense is the source of this 1215-nucleotide messenger RNA. Its product is annotated as Upc2 protein. Gene Ontology annotation, biological process: regulation of transcription by RNA polymerase II. The record is from RefSeq and is a predicted model, not a curated record. The transcript has a single exon. NCBI's taxonomy places the organism in Eukaryota, Fungi, Ascomycota, Sordariomycetes, Glomerellales, Glomerellaceae. Gene Ontology annotation, molecular function: zinc ion binding; DNA-binding transcription activator activity, RNA polymerase II-specific. The coding region runs from base 1 to 1215 and encodes 404 amino acids.